Messenger RNA from Micropterus dolomieu (smallmouth bass), 1894 nucleotides. RefSeq names its product geminin DNA replication inhibitor (gene gmnn). The transcript is spliced from 7 exons. NCBI's taxonomy places the organism in Eukaryota, Metazoa, Chordata, Actinopteri, Centrarchiformes, Centrarchidae. Gene Ontology annotation, biological process: negative regulation of DNA replication; negative regulation of cell cycle. Bases 105 to 806 code for a protein of 233 amino acids. The record is from RefSeq and is a predicted model, not a curated record. Gene Ontology annotation, cellular component: nucleus.
ACCACAUGACGUAGUGGGCGUAUUUAAGCCCCUGGCGCGAGAUCCUCAGAAAAGAGAAAAAGCAGUUUGAAGAACGAGGCGCGGCUCAUCAACGGUCUCUGGAAAUGAGUUUCAGUGGAAAGCUAAAACACAGCCAGCAGAUGUCUAAUGAGAAUAUUAAGAGCUUUUUCACAUCAUCUCAAAGGGCAAUGGGACCCCCCAGGCAAACCCUACAGGUCCUCCAACCCUCAGCAGUCAACAAAGACUUGGGAAGGUCAGCUCAGAUGGGGAAGGUCAUUCCCAAACGAAAACAGUGGAGCUCAGAACAAUCUAGAGGACCAAAGAGGGUGAAGGUAGAAGUCAAAUCCACACAAACAGAAGAAACUCAGUGUUUGACAGAUGGCAUGUCCAAUGAAGCAUAUGAACUUAUGGUCAAAGAAACGCCCCCUUCCACCUACUGGAAAGAGGUAGCUGAGGAGCGUCGGAAGGCCUUGUACAAUGUUCUACAGGAGAAUGAGAAGUUACACAAAGACAUUGAAGCCAAAGACGAACAGAUAACAACGCUUAAGUGUGAAAAUGAAGAGCUGCAGGAGCUGGCACAACAUGUACAGUACAUGGCUGAUAUGAUUGAGAGGCUGACUGGGAAGAGCCCAGACAAUCUGGAGGAGCUGAGGGAUAUUGCCCUUGAUGUAGAGGCCGAGUAUGACUACCACAGUGAAGUGGAAGGUCAGAGUGAGGAAGAUGAUUCUGAUUACAGUCAGAGUGACGCAGAGGAAGAAGAGACCUCAGACCAUGAACAAGCUGGACCCUCAGGAGAGCAAGAUUAACUGACAGCUCUUUGACGUCAUGGGACUUCGACCUGCUUAUACAGGCCAGCAGAUUUUGGGCUAAUGUGGCGUUUUGGUUUUUUCGGCAGCAACAAAAGCAAUGGCUUUCAAAGAAAUUCCAUGUUCAAACUUCACUUUUUUUUUUUUUUUUUUUUUUGAAACAACUGAAAUGUCAUGUUUGCGCCUUGAACGGACAGGCUGGCUUUAUUUUUAGCUUUUGCUAUACUUGUCCUACUUGGAGUAAAGAGGUAUUCAAAACUAAGCCAGCAAAGGCAAUUUUGUUCCACAGCAGACACUGACAUGUCAUAGUAGGAAAAGGACAGUGUAAAUAACAAAUUAAUGGCUGAAUUUCACUUAGUUGCUUCAGUUUCAGGGUCCUGGCAUUAUGCAUGCUGGGUGACUGUCUGACGGUGAUGGCUUACUGGGAAAGUUGAGUAGAACAGAGCCACUGUUAAUGUCUUCAGUAAUGUUAGAGCACAAGGAGUUCCGGGGGAAACGUCUCUCCUGCUUUUCCAGCUUCUUACAAGCUGUAACAUACAGAGUAAUCCGUUGCCAUGCUGUAGCUUGACUUGUCUCCUGCAGCAUUUAACUUGAUGGGGGUUGGCGCGGCGCUUAACAUCCCCUUGCAUGUAACCAAACCCAUAAAGACUAUUCUUUGUCAGAUUGUUUGUAAAACCAAAAUGAACCCCUCAGCCCUCUCACCUUGACUGUCAACCAUCUGUAGAAAAAUGACCCAUGUGAUGUAGCACUUGUCCUAUGAGAAGUCAAAAUGUGUGCUGUGGAAAGACUCGGAGGUGAAUUUUAUUUAUUUGCUCCAGUGAUAGUCCUACAUUCACUGUCUGGGUUUACAAUGUAAAACGUGCAAUGUUACAUCAGUUGUGUACAUAGUGUCUAAAUUUUUUUUUAAAAAAUGUUUUGUCUUGUAGCAAGAGGAUUUCAGGCCUAUAAAUCUUGUUGCUUAGUGACAUGUUGACUGGCUGUACCCACCAUGCGGAGUAGUUGACACCCCUCUGAAUGCAUUGACCCAAAACAUUGUGUAAGCAACAAUUCUACUUCUGGGAUCCAUUCAUUAAACGUGGCUAAAAGUG